Molecule: messenger RNA, 6769 nt
Organism: Rubroshorea leprosula
Lineage: Eukaryota; Viridiplantae; Streptophyta; Magnoliopsida; Malvales; Dipterocarpaceae
Source: the annotation of a GenBank genome assembly
CCUCUUCCGGUACCAAGUCGCUAACGUGCACCUCUCCGGUGCUCUCUUCUCGGCAAACUCCAUUAACGUUGCGUUUCUCUGCUCCAACACACAGAAUAUAAGCAAGGCAUUGGAGAUACUUCGUAGGAAUACACUGAUUGGAGGAGUUUGAAUUUCUGCUUAGCUAUCCGUUUUCGAGAAUAUUUUUGAAUGCUUGGAAUUUGAUGGGUGUUGGGAAUUUUGGGGUUAUUGGAUUCAAUUGCGUGAAGGAGGGAAUCUGUUUGUGAAACAUGAGCUUUAACUUUUUUAUGAUAGAUAAAUGGAAAGUGAGAAUGGUUCUAGUCGUGGGACGGGUAUAGAGUUACAAUUUGAUGGAAGAGCUAAUGAUAAGCUAGGGUUACACAAGGGUUUUUCAGAGAAUUCGAUGAAAGUUGGGGAGAAGGCAAUGGAUGGGGAAGAGGAGAAGUCUGGUUCUAAGAAAAGACCGAAGGUUCCGGAGGUUGGACUUGAUUCGGAUGAUGAUGAGCCCAUUGGGUUUCUGUUGAAGAUGCGGAGACCUAAAAACGCUAAGAAGAUUAAAGGGGGACUGGAGGGUGGUGGCAGAAAGGGCCAUAGGGUGGAGAAGAAGGAAGAGAAAUUGGUGAUUGAGGAUGAAGAUUUGGGGGGUAUGGAUGAUACUUUGGCUAGCUUCAGGAAGAAAUUGAAGGGUCCCAAGAAAGAUGUUGGAUCUGGAACUCUAAGGGGCCAAAAUUCUACUUUGCAUAGGCCUGUGGGGGGUGAUGGGGCUUCAGUUCUGACAUCUGUUUCAAAGUCUAUGGAUAAAGGUCAGGUUCUUUGUGAAGGUGGAUCUAAUAUGACUAUGGAUAGAAGGGUUGAGAGCAAGCAUGCGGGAAAGGUGAAGAGAUCCAAGAAUGAUUUACAAGCUAAAUCAGUGGUGGUUGCUGAUAAUUCAGAUGGACCAGAAUGUCAGGUUGAUUCAUUGGAAGGUCAGAAUGAGGAAGCUUUAUGGCCUGGGAAGGAUUCUAAUAGGUCCUCAGAUGAAAAGUUGUCAUUAUCCAUGUUCUCUGAGAAGAACCAAUCUGAUCUGGGAAAGAAAUCUGGCACAAAUUCAAGUUUUAAGAAGAACUUGAAGGCUCAGAAUUCGGAGGAUGGAUUAAAUCUUUGCUCUACAGGUGGGACAAAAGCUUUGGUGAAUCAUGAGUUAGAAAUGCCCAAUUCUACUUUGUCCUUGGGGAAAAUGGUAGAAGUUAGUGAGUUUUGUGACAUAGAAUUGCAUCAACAAUCUGACCUUUCAGCCAUGCAUGUUCCAAAGGCAUGCUUUGAGAUUUCUUCUCCUGCUAAGCAAGGAACUUCAAGACCUUGUUCUGCUGAUGAGUUCCAGAAGAAAUCUUGUAUAAAUGCAUCCGAGGAAGCCACCAAAUCAGAAUGUCGCUCUGCUCUCAAUCAGUGUGAGGAAGUUUGUGAACAAAAUCAAAAUGCUUUGUGUUUGCCUUUGACUUGCAAUAACAGUCCAAAUUCAUGCCUGGAAGAGAAGAGUUUAGAAGCUCAUGCAAAUGCACAUGAACUUGUCUCCUCCAUUCAGCACUUCAAAUCCUCAUUACAUCAAUCUUCAGAAAAUUUAUCUAAAGGGACUUCUUUUACUAGUCAUGAUUUUUCAUCCAUCAAGGAGGAGGCUGAUGGAGCCUUUCCUAUGUCUAUAAUACCAGAUGAAAUUGAAGGUUCUGUGCCUAAUUCUGAACCAAAAGACAUUAAUUUAUCAGCCAACCAGCGUGCCGGGCGUAGUGGCAGAAAGCACAGGCAUAGAGAUAUGGCUUAUGAGGGAGAUGCUGAUUGGGAGAUUUUAAGCGAACAAGGUUUCUUGGGAAGCCAGCAGGCUGUAGAUGGUGAUUCUUAUGUUCAAGAGAGAGAAAAGUUUGAUGAAAAUGACAAUGGUGCAGCAGCAGCUGUAUCAGCUGGGCUGAAAGCUCGUACUGUUGGUCCAGUUGAGAAGAUCAAAUUUAAGGAUGUCUUGAAGCGCAGAGGUGGGCUUCAGGAAUAUCUGGAAUGCAGAAAUCAUAUUUUAGAUCUUUGGAGCAAAGAUGUUAGCCGUAUUUUACCUCUUGCUGACUGUGGAGUCAGUGAUAAUCCUUCUGAGGAAGAAGAGGAGUCACCCCGUGCUUCCCUACUGAGGAAGAUUUACGUAUUUCUUGAUCAGAGUGGUUAUAUAAACUUUGGCAUUGCUUCCACAAAGGAGAAAGCAAAAUCUAGUUCCAAGCAUAACUAUAGACUUCUUGAGGAGAAAAUUGUUGAGUGCAGUUCUGCAGCUUCAGUUGCUGAUUCAGAUGAUGGAGUUGCCUUCAUCCUUGGUCAGGUCAAGGGUUCUGAAACUUCUCUGGAGGUAAAGAAUGUUGUUGAUGAUCAAAACCAGUCAACUGGACCCACAAUAGGUGGGGGGUUUGUUGAUUCAAUGACCUUAGAAUUACCUGAUGGGAAAGAAAAUGAGGAAUGGUCAGGUGGUAGUUUCCAGCAAAAUGGUAGCAUAAGUGCGGAAGUGGCAAACAUGGUAGUCAAUUUGCCAGUCCCAAGUGUGGAUGUAGAGAUUGAUUUGGUGGCAGCUUCUGUAAUAACUCCAGAAGAAAGAAAUGACUCACAAUGUGUUCAGGCUGCCACUUAUGAUCGUUGUGGGAAGGAUCAAGAAAUACAAUGUGAUCCUGAGUUCAGAAAGAAGAUCAUAGUCAUUGGGGCUGGUCCUGCUGGAUUAACGGCUGCACGCCACUUGAAACGUCAGGGUUUUUCUGUCACUAUACUUGAGGCUAGGAGUAGGAUUGGGGGUCGUGUUUACACAGAUCGUUCAUCUCUUUCAGUGCCUGUUGAUCUUGGAGCUAGUAUUAUCACAGGAGUUGAGGCUGAUGUGUCCACUGAUCGAAGGCCAGAUCCUUCCUCGUUGGUUUGUGCUCAGUUGGGUCUAGAAUUGACUGUGUUAAACAGUGCUUGCCCUCUUUAUGAUAUUGUAACUGGUCAGAAAGUUCCAACAAAUCUUGACGAUGCUCUGGAAGCUGAAUACAACAAUCUUCUUGAUGACAUGGUUUUUCUUGUUGCUCAAAAGGGUGAAUGUGCAAUGAGAAUGUCUCUUGAGGAUGGUUUAGAAUAUGCCCUUAGAAGGCAUCGUAUGGAACGGUUAGGAACAGAUGCUCAAGAAGUUGAAUUGAGCAAUUUCGGUGGAAGAGGUAAUGGGGGACAAUUUUCUAAAGAGGACAUUUUGAGUCCUCUUGAGCGAAGAGUUAUGAAUUGGCAUUUUGCACACCUUGAAUAUGGCUGUGCUGCAUUGCUUAAGGAUGUGUCUCUUCCACAUUGGAACCAAGAUGAUGUUUAUGGAGGAUUUGGAGGAGCGCAUUGUAUGAUCAAAGGUGGUUACAGUCGUGUUGUUGAGUCUCUUGGGGAAGGACUCUCUAUCCACUUGAACCAUGUAGUUACAAAUAUUUCAUAUGGCACGCAGGACUCAGGAGCUGAUCAUAAUCAACAUGGUAAAGUGAAAAUUUCCACAUCCAAUGGCAGUGAGUUUUCUGGAGAUGCCGUGCUUAUCACUGUGCCACUUGGGUGCUUGAAAGCAGAAACCAUAAAGUUUUCUCCUCCAUUACCUCAAUGGAAGCAGUCUUCCAUCCAGCGGCUGGGUUUUGGAGUUCUUAAUAAAGUAGUACUGGAAUUUCCAGAAGUAUUUUGGGAUGAUAAUGUGGACUAUUUUGGAGCAACUGCUGAGGAAACAGAUAGGAGGGGCCAGUGCUUUAUGUUUUGGAAUGUCAGAAAAACUGUUGGGGCUCCUGUUCUAAUUGCCUUAGUGGUUGGUAAGGCAGCCAUUGAUGGGCAAAAUAUGAGCUCUUCAGAUCAUGUACUCCAUGCAGUUCUGGUUCUUCGUAAACUUUUUGGGGAUGCAUCAGUUCCUGAUCCAGUUGCAUCAGUAGUGACAGACUGGGGCAGGGAUCCUUUUAGUUAUGGUGCUUACUCAUAUGUUGCCAUUGGAGCAUCUGGAGAGGACUAUGAUUUAUUGGGCAGGCCUGUUGAGAACUGCCUAUUUUUUGCUGGGGAAGCCACCUGCAAGGAGCAUCCUGACACUGUUGGUGGUGCUAUGAUGAGUGGACUUCGAGAAGCUGUGCGUAUAAUUGACAUACUCUCUACUGGUAAUGAUUAUACAGCUGAAGUAGAGGCAAUGGAAGCUGCUCAGAGACGGUCAGAAUCUGAGAGGGAUGAAGUUAGAGACAUAACGAAGAGGCUUGAAGUGGUUGAGCUUUCUAAUGUCUUGUACAGAAGCUCAUUGGAUAGAGCCCGUAUCUUGGCCAGGGAAGCUUUAUUACGGGAUAUGUUCUUUAAUGUUAAAACCACUACAGGGCGAUUGCAUCUUGCCAAAAAGUUGUUGGAUCUCCCUGUUGAAUCACUGAAAUCUUUUGCUGGAACAAAGGAAGGGCUAACCACACUCAAUUCAUGGAUGCUGGAUUCUUUGGGGAAAGAUGGCACCCAACUUCUGCGUCAUUGUGUUCGUAUUCUUGUGCUUGUUUCAACUGAUCUACUUGCAGUUCGUUCAUCAGGUGUUGGGAAAACUGUGAAGGAAAAAGUUUGUGUACAUACAAGUCGUGACAUACGAGCCAUAGCAAGUCAGCUGGUCAAUGUGUGGCUUGAAAUUUUCCGAAAGGAAAAAGCUUCAAAUGGUGUAAGGUCACUCCGGCAAGCAACUGUAGACUCUUGGAAAAGAAAAUCUUUUAAAGAUCCAGCUUCAGGAAAGCCACCUCUACGCUCACAUCAUGGUGCUUAUGAGAUUAGACCAAGCUUGCAGGGUUCUGUGAUUGCUGGAAGCCAGUUAAAUUCCAAUGUGAAACAGAAUAGCAAAACAAUCAAUCUGGAGGAUAAAAUAGUUAUGUCUGAGGAAGAGCGAGCUGCCUUUGCCGCUGAAGAAGCAGCUCGAGCUGCAGCAAAAGCAGCUGCAGAGGUACUUGCAUCUUCAGAAGCCAAUCGCAACAAAUUGCUUCUUCCUAAGAUACCUUCUUUUCAUAAAUUUGUAAGACGGGAGCAAUAUGCUCAAAUGGAUGAAAGCAAGUGGCCUGGUGGUGCUUUGGGAAGACAAGAUUGUAUUUCAGAAAUAGACUCUAGGAAUUGCAGAGUUAGGGACUGGUCUGUUGACUUCUCUGCUGCCUGUGUUAACCUUGGCAGUUCUAGAAUGUCAGUGGAUAACCUGUCACAGCGCAGUCCUUCAAAUGAGAUUGCCUGUCACAUGAACGUUAGAGAGCACUCAGGAGAAAGUUCAGCUGUUGAUAGUAGUAUUUUUACAAAAGCUUGGGUUGAUACUGCUGGUAGCGUGGGUGUGAAAGACUAUCAUGCCAUUGAGAGAUGGCAAUCUCAAGCUGCUGCAGCUGAUCCGGGUUUCUAUGAUCCAACAAUGCAUAUAAAGGAUGAGGAAGAUUCAUAUACAAGUUCAAUGCACCCAACCUAUCAUGGACGAGUAAAUGAAAGUUCUGUAUCUCAAGUGACGAUAAACAAGGAGCCAUCAAAAAAUCAUCCCCGUGGUGCAGAGCGUAUUAAGCAGGCAGUUGUUGAUUAUGUUGCAUCAUUGCUAAUGCCUCUUUACAAAGCAAGGAAAAUUGAUAAGGAUGGAUACAAGUCGAUUAUGAAGAAAAGUGCAACAAAGGUCAUGGAGAAGGCAACAGAUGCGGAGAAGGCCAUGGCUGUUUCUGAAUUUCUUGAUUUUAAGCGCAAGAAUAAGAUCCGUGCCUUAGUGGACAAAUUGAUUGAAAAACACAUGGUAAUGAAAUCAGCUGCAAAAUCCUGAUGAUCCUGAAGAUUGACUGGAUCUUUAUCGCACUAAUGUGUAAGAGAAAAAAAGUCUCCACACAUAUGAGGUUGGCUGCACUAAUGUGUUCAUCUUUGUUGGGCUCCAAAGGAUGGAGAGUACCCAAGAUUUUUGUUCCGGGAUCGCCACAGAUCAGAGAUGUUAGACAACUGAUGCUUCUUGGUUUAAAUAUUUGUACAGCUUAGGAUUCUUUAGUGAUGACAAGCAUACAGAGGUCUUCCAUCUGGACACAGUUGAACAUUCUCCCAGAUUUUUUUAAUUGAACAGUAAUUGCUAACUGUUAUUUCUUUCUCCAAAGCUUGGCAAAGGAAUGACAAUUUAUAUUCGUGGAAACAAUAUGAGUGCAUCUGUCAACUUGCUUUAUCUUUGGUUGUGUGACUUGCAUGGCAUGAUAUGCACGUAUCCUAUUUCUUGUUUCAGGAAUUAUCCUAGUUACCUCAAUUUUGAUGCGACAAUUGAAAUGUUACAGUAAGAUGCUUGAAUAAUGGACCUGUACUUUCCAUUUGAUCUAGUAAUAUUAGCAUUGACAUACAAUUCUUGGCGUUAUCUUAUCUGUAUGCCUUGUUCUGGUAAAUUCCUUGCUAACACUUGUUUCUUAAUAUUGCCAGGUUGGGAAGUGCUAUAAUUGUCUGGUUAAUGAGGUAUGCCCUGAUUCACUCGGUUAAAAAGGGUGUAAUGUUUUGUUUCUUUUUGUUUCUACCCGUCUUUUCCUGUCUGCCUACAUGCUUAGUAUGUAUUGUGUUGUGUCCAAUAGCUGAUACAUAGUGGUAGAUUGAAUUGUCCAAAUGAAUCAGGCGUGUGUACUCUUUUGUUCUGCGUAUUCUUUGGUAUUCAUAGGUAAGUUGGGAUCGCAGGAUCAUUCUGUUCUGACAUCUGAGGUGGCUGAAUCUAAAGAAUAGAGCCCCUUUCCCAGGUUUUAGAGGCAUGAAUUGUUUCUUGCAGAUGAUUGGGAACUACUUGUCUAUGGUAAACUAA